UGAAUUUCAGCUCAAAUCACAAUACUUCGGUUCCCAUGAAUUCAGGAGUUCCAGAUCUCACUUUGGAAAUCUGAGUUCGUCAUUUCUCGAUUCAGAGGCGGGAAUUUGAAACCGCGGUAAGAUCUGUAUGCAUUCUUGAAGCUCAGAUUGAAGAAGAAAUGGGCUGCACAUUUUCUGGAUUGAAUGCUUUCUACGACGCCGUGAAUAGCGGCGGAGAUGUUUGGAUCAAUGAGAACAGGUUCAGGAUCGUAAGGCAGCUCGGCGAAGGCGGCUUUGCUUAUGUCUUCCUCGUCAAGGAGGUGCUUGCUGUUUCUUCUUCAGACGCUGUUCCUGGUGGUUUGCACAAAAAAUUCAAGGACUCCACUCAUCUAUCUGAUGAUGGAUCAUACGCAUUGAAGAAGGUGCUCAUCCAGAAUAAUGAACAACUGGAAUUGGUGAAAGAGGAGAUCCGUGUUUCAUCUCUGUUUACUCAUCCCAAUCUACUUCCUCUUCUUGAUCAUGCUAUAAUCGCUACUAAGGCUAAUCAAGAACGAUCUUGGAACCAUGAAGCAUACCUACUAUUUCCAGUACAUUUGGAUGGGACAUUAUUGGACAAUUCAAAAACCAUGCAAGCGAAUAACGAGUUCUUCUCAACAUCAGAUGUUUUGCAAAUAUUUCGACAGCUAUGUGCGGGUCUGAAGCACAUGCACGAUUUUGAUCCCCCAUAUGCACACAACGAUAUCAAGCCUGGUAAUGUUCUCAUAACUCAUAGAAAUGGUCAGCCACCUCUUGCUAUAUUGAUGGAUUUUGGAAGUGCUCGACCAGCAAGGAGGCAAAUUAGCAGUCGUUCAGAGGCACUGCAGUUACAGGAAUGGGCAUCUGAACAUUGCUGUGCUCCUUUCCGGGCUCCUGAGUUGUGGGAUUGUGAAAGUCAUGCAUAUAUAGACGAGAGAACCGAUAUUUGGUCGUUAGGAUGCACUCUAUAUUCAAUAAUGUAUGGGGCAUCUCCAUUUGAAUAUGUGCUUGGCGAAUCUGGAGGAAGCUUACAGUUAGCAAUCGUAAAUGUACAAAUCAAGUGGCCGGCUGGACCAACUCCUCCAUAUCCAGAUGCUCUUCGCCAGUUUGUGAAGUGGAUGCUUCAGCCACAGGCUGCAGUCCGUCCGAACAUUAAUGAUAUUAUAAUUCAUGUUGACAAGCUUAUCUCAAAGUUCUCUUAUUGAGGCAUAAUGGAAACGAGGCAAACAUCGGAUCACUAUUCUCAUUUGAAGUUAUAUUACGUUGACCUUCCUGCCUUUUCAUGGCUUACACCUGGAAUUACUUGCUGUGGAAAUAAAGCAGGAGCUGUUCCUAUUCCAGUGUCAAUACAGUUAAUCGACAUAGUUUUGGCCAUUGUCCAAUGUUCUUUGACUAUCCAUGGGAAUCAUAUAGUUUUAAUAUUUUUGUAAUCUAUAUAACUACCGAUUGUUCUUUUCUUCUAGAGCAUAGUUGUAGAAAAUGCACCAUUGUGCCACCCACAUAAUUUAUGUUUCUAGAAGCAUAUAUUUUUCUUCAAGAGCUUCCUGAGCCUAAUAAUGUUCCCUAACAUUAAAUUAUGCUAUUAUAUGAAUGUAAAUUGAUUGAAUGA
Molecule: messenger RNA, 1603 nt
Organism: Cucurbita pepo subsp. pepo (vegetable marrow)
Lineage: Eukaryota; Viridiplantae; Streptophyta; Magnoliopsida; Cucurbitales; Cucurbitaceae
Gene: PK3
Product: serine/threonine protein kinase 3
Biological process (GO): protein phosphorylation
Cellular component (GO): cytoplasm
Molecular function (GO): protein serine/threonine kinase activity; ATP binding
Source: RefSeq, a predicted model, not a curated record